Molecule: messenger RNA, 1401 nt
Organism: Arctia plantaginis
Lineage: Eukaryota; Metazoa; Arthropoda; Insecta; Lepidoptera; Erebidae
Source: the annotation of a GenBank genome assembly
AUGGUGGAAUCAUCGCGUCGUUCAAAAACUGUCACUAUGGAAACUGGCGGUCUACCAUUGGUUUCGACGUUCGCUCUUCUCACCAUCGUUGCUGGUCAGCUGCAAGGAUCAGGGUACAGUGAACAAGAGCCGGAGUUUCUGUCACCCCUUGAGAAUCUGACAGUAGCCCAAGGCAGAGAUGUACAGUUCACUUGUACAGUUCAUCAUCUGGGUACAUAUAAGGUGGCAUGGAUAAAAUCGGACACGAAGACAAUAAUUGCAAUACAUACCCAUAUGGUCACACUCAAUCCACGGCUGUCUGUUACACAUAACGGGCAUAAUACCUGGAAGCUGUACAUCAACAGCGUCGAACCUAAGGAUUCUGGGACCUACAUGUGCCAGUUAAAUACCGACCCCAUGAAGAGCCAGAUGGGUCACUUAUCAGUGGUAAUACCACCAGACAUCGCUGAUGACGACGGCUCAGAAGCUAGCACACUUGAAGGCGGAGCAGUGGAGCUGCGCUGUACUGCCACUGGCGUGCCGCCACCGACCAUAUCCUGGAAACGGACUGGUGGGCGAAAUAUUGUAUUUCGUGAUGAUAACGGAAAGGAGGUGCAAGUGGUGGAGAGCUUCGUAGGUUCGACACUGGCGUUGAAGGGACUUCAGCGAUCCGACAUGGGAACCUAUUUGUGCAUUGCUGCGAACGGAAUCCCGCCUACCAAGAGUCGUCGCUAUGAUGUUGCUGUUUUAUUCGAGCCGAUUGUACGAGUGAGUAGUCCGGUUGUGUUACGUGCGGCGGAUAUGCAAGUCACUCUGCAAUGUUAUGUGGAGGCUUCACCGAAGUCGCUCAAUACUUGGCAGCGUGGAAAAUCACAUGCCGGAGGGAAAUUGCUGAACAGUUCAAAAUACGUUAUAUCGGAAGAAAAUUUAAACGAGUACUCAUUACGGAUGAACCUUACCAUCAAUCGACUGAAGAAGGGGGAUUUCGGCGAAUACACAUGCGGGGCGGCCAAUGCAUACGGAAGAGCCGAAGGCGUUAUAACGCUGAAAGAGACACCGCAGCGCACCACGACCACUACUACAACAACAACGACUACUACAACAACACCUCGGCCAACAACAACAACGAUCGCGACUACACGACUUCCAAAACGUUAUCCUAAGAAACAGCAAGACCGCACCAGUCAAAAUGCGCUCGACUCCGAUAUGCGACAAGCGGAGCUAAACAACGCCUUUAAUUUCUACAGCAAUGCCUUUAAUCCACUCAACAACACACAACAUCACAAUGAAUAUGCACAGAGAACAGAAAAACAAAAAGUACGACCAACUCCGGGACUAACUCGUCACUAUGUUGUGUACAGUAAAGCCAAUACAAUCCACGCAUAUAUACCCUUUAUUAUUUUGAUAAAAAUCAUUGUAUAG